CACCAAAGUCUCAUCCAACACACAUCAUACUUCAUAAUGGCUGUCCCUAUCACAACCAUCGCCGAGAGCAAGGAGCUCCGCGGCCUCAACCUCAUUGCGGCGCACUCGCACAUUCGCGGUCUGGGAGUCGAACCAGACACACUCGAACCGAAGGCAUCGUCGCAGGGACUCGUUGGUCAGGAAAAGGCACGCAAAGCUGCAGCGGUCAUCCUGAGAAUGGCACAGGAAGGGAAGAUUGCUGGGCGCGCAGUUCUGAUUGCUGGGCCACCGAGCACAGGAAAGACAGCCAUCGCAAUGGGCAUGGCACAGUCGCUGGGAUCAGAUGUACCAUUCACUAUGCUUGCAUCAUCUGAGAUCUUCUCUCUCGAGAUGUCCAAGACCGAGGCGCUCACACAGGCUUUCCGCAAGUCUAUCGGUGUACGGAUAACAGAAGAGAGCGAGGUCAUUGAGGGCGAGGUUGUUGAGAUUCAAAUCGAUCGCAGCGUUACAGGGAGCAACAAGCAAGGCAAGCUUACGAUCAAAACCACCGAUAUGGAGACCAUCUACGACAUGGGCACAAAGAUGAUUGAUGCCAUGACCAAAGAGAAGAUCAUGGCAGGCGAUAUCAUCUCGAUCGACAAGGCGUCAGGCAAAAUCUCGAAACUCGGCCGCUCGUACACACGAUCAAGAGACUACGAUGCGAUGGGUAUCGAUACGAAGUUCGUACAAUGUCCCGAGGGAGAGCUCCAGCAACGGCGCGAAGUGGUACACACAGUCAGUCUGCACGAGAUUGAUGUCAUCAACUCGAGAUCACAAGGCUUCCUAGCACUCUUCUCUGGCGAUACAGGCGAGAUCCGGAGCGAAGUGCGCGACCAGAUCAAUACCAAGGUCGCAGAGUGGAAAGAGGAGGGCAAGGCUGUGAUUGUCCCCGGUGUUCUGUUCAUCGACGAGGUUCACAUGCUCGACAUCGAGUGCUUCUCUUUCAUCAACAGAGCUCUUGAGGACGAACUGGCACCCAUUGUCAUCAUGGCAAGCAACAGGGGUAACACACAGAUCAGAGGAACUGACUACAGGUCGCCACACGGACUGCCACUGGAUUUCCUGGACCGCGUAGUGAUUGUCAGCACACACGCGUACAACUCAGAAGAGAUGCAGCAGAUCAUCUCGAUACGCGCACAGGAAGAGGAAGUCGACAUUUCGCCAGAUGCGCUGGCACUGCUUACCAAAAUCGGUCUGGAGACCGGGCUGAGGUACGCCAGCAACCUCAUCACCACCUCAGAUCUGGUGCGCAAGAAGAGGCAAGGGCCAGAAGUUACGAUCGAGGACGUCCAGCGCAGCUUCUCGCUCUUCUACGAUCCUACACGAAGCGUGAAGUUCGUAAGCGAGUCUGAGAAGCGUCUGAUCGGCGACGCAGGCGACGUAUCGUUCACCGUCACUAAUGGCACCGAGGCUAUGGACGUCUCAUGAGCGUGUGCAGCUUCUAUUCUUCUAGGCGUAUGAUGGAUUUGGACGGGUCGAGCGUUUGGGCAUAGAGCAUCUUCGCCGAAUGGCAUGCAAAAGUCAUGACUUGUAAUAACAGAGCAAUUGUUGUUUCUAG
Macroventuria anomochaeta is the source of this 1576-nucleotide messenger RNA. Its product is annotated as TIP49-domain-containing protein. Gene Ontology annotation, molecular function: ATP hydrolysis activity; DNA helicase activity; ATP binding. The coding region runs from base 37 to 1446 and encodes 469 amino acids. The transcript is spliced from 4 exons. The record is from RefSeq and is a predicted model, not a curated record. Gene Ontology annotation, cellular component: Swr1 complex; R2TP complex; NuA4 histone acetyltransferase complex. Lineage: Eukaryota; Fungi; Ascomycota; Dothideomycetes; Pleosporales; Didymellaceae. Gene Ontology annotation, biological process: box C/D snoRNP assembly; chromatin remodeling; regulation of transcription by RNA polymerase II.